AUGACCUUCUUGCCAGAUGUGUAUUUGAUGGGUUACACGACUGCAGAAGCAGGGCAGUCGCUAAGGGAUCGAGGGGAGAAAGAGAAGGCCAAGGCGAAAGCUGCAGCCCAGACGGAGAAGAAGCAGAAGGCAGCCGCCGCUAAGAAGGCAAAGGCAGCACCCAAGAAAGUGAAGAAGCCAGUAAAGAAGACUACUGAGAAGAAAGAGAAGAAAAAGACGCCGAAGAAGAAAGUCCCUUCCAAGAAAUCGACACCCAAGAAGGUGGUAGCCAAGAAGCCAAAGGCUUCGAACCCCAAGUAG
Molecule: messenger RNA, 300 nt
Organism: Lytechinus variegatus (green sea urchin)
Lineage: Eukaryota; Metazoa; Echinodermata; Echinoidea; Temnopleuroida; Toxopneustidae
Product: histone H1, early embryonic-like
Exons: 2
Coding region: 1-300 (99 amino acids)
Source: RefSeq, a predicted model, not a curated record